AUGAAUUUUGGCUGUAUAUUAUUCGCAUUCGCAUGCUUACUAGCGAACGUUGACAGCAUGAAAUUAUUUGAUAAAUUUCAAGAAAGCGAUGACACAACUGAUACUAGUGAAGAUAAAAGAAAUGUGAUCAGCGUUGACCGUCUAUCACGAGCGCUUAUGACCACUUUAGACGGUGGUUAUUCGAAAGACUCCUGGACUGUCUAUUAUAUGGGUAAAAAAGUUGAUGGUGCAAGUGCUAAUUCAUUUCAAUCACUUGGCGGUGGAUAUGGAAAAGAUAGUUGGACUGUCUAUUAUAUGGGUAGAAAAGUUGAUGGUGCAAGUGCUAAUUCAUUUCAAUCACUUGGUGGUGGAUAUGGAAAAGAUAGUUGGAAUGUGUAUUUUCAAGGUAGAAAAGUUGCUGGUGCAAGCGCUAAUUCAUUUCAAUCGCUUGGCAGCGGCUAUGGCAAAGAUAGUUGGCAUGUCUACUUGAUGGGCAACAAAAUUGAUGGUGCGUCGCCGAACACAUUCAAUAUUGGAAAAUAA
Messenger RNA from Rotaria socialis, 522 nucleotides. The record is from the annotation of a GenBank genome assembly. Lineage: Eukaryota; Metazoa; Rotifera; Eurotatoria; Philodinida; Philodinidae.